GCUUUAUUCGUCGGCGAGCUUUCGUCGUGGAGAGGGUGCGCGCGCGCGUGCUAACUCGAGGAGAAGAGCAGGAGGAACAAGAAGAAGAAGAAGAAGAAGAGAAAGACAAAGGAAGAAGAGAAGCUGGAGGAGAAGGAAGACGUCCGUUUCACAAUUUUUCCUAUUUUUUCUCUAACGAUAAGCCGAAAUUUGUCGUUUUAACGAGGAAAGGGGAGAUUUUGUGAAGAAGGAAGGAAGUUUAGAGAGUAGUAGACCAAAAACAAGAAGAAAAGUUGAAUUGUCGCGAAACGACAGAAAAUAAUAAUAAGAAGAAGCUUAAGAAGAAGGAGGCCGGUGGUGGUGGUGGUGGUGGUGGUGUGCUGGUGGUAGUAAUAAUAGUAGUAGUAGUACUAGAGGACUAAAGCGUCGGUCGAUCGUAAAAAUGUAAUGACCCGGCGACGAGAGAGGGAAAAAAGUUAGAGCUACACUCGGAAAGUUUUAGCAGCGAGAAGCUACGUCGUAACUUUAAGAACGAAGAAGCACCACCGACAGGAAAGCUCAUGGCGUGAGAUCUCGAACAAUCGACCGGAAGGGAUUCGCGGCUAUCGUUUCUCUUUUCUUAUUUUCAUCGUCUCUUAGCGAGCAACUCGAGCGAAAAGCUCGACCACAAGUAUCAGGAUGCACGCGGUUGGAUUGCACUCGGCGCUGGCCAUCAAGCGUCAGAGAAAGCGUCGGGAUGAGCAACGUCGUGCUCGCGAGCGCCGGUAUAGCGCCCAAUCGGGUGAGAGUGGGCUGACAUCGCCGAGAGCGUCAACUGGUUCCCUGGACCAUCACCCAAGACACCACAAAGGAGUACACCCUAAUCGUGCCGCUGGACAAGGCAUGUUGGACACUAAGGUGGUCACUUCUAUUGGGAUGCUCCACAUCGGAGUGGUCUUUCUGGUCUUAGGAGCAUUCUUACUGAUGAGCGGUCUUCUGCCCGGUGAUUUGGCUCACUGGAGUAGCGAACGGUCCGGUGGUUGGUGGAACGAGUUGGUCGCUGUUGGUCUCUUCGCCAUCUUCGUCGGCAUCUUCUUGAUCAUUCUCAAUCGCGUCAUUGCUAGGAAGGAAGAAAACGAUCUCGAGGAAUACGUUCAAAGACAAUUAACCAGGUCCAGAUCUGGGCAUCGAUUAGAAAGAGAUGUCGAAACUGGUGGACUCACAACCAGACACGCCAGAAGGGUCAAACAAAUGCAGCAGAUACCCUCCGUUGGAUCGAUCACAACUCAAGACGAAAAGAACUCGGAAAACUCCCCACCGAAAAGUCCCCCACCGGCUUACUCUCCCCCACCGGUUAUCAACGGCGAUAAUCAAAACGUACAAUCGACUCUUUUCCUUGAACAAAUCACCGAAGAAGAAAUCAUCAGCGAUCGAGUUGAAACAUCGACGACCAACAGCCUCAGUCCUGGCUCCCCCAGUGAGACCAGAGAACUUCUACAAAAUCCUCGAUAUUCCAAGCAAAAUGGAAAUCCUCAACAAGCUCAUAGAUCCCUUUACGUAUCGAGAAUUUAAAUGUCUUACUUCCUUUCUAAUUGCUAUCUUUGAAUUUUCACGAAGGGUAAACGAAUCUUGUCUACGCGAAUUAAAUGUCAAUCGCUUUUGGGCUUUUAAACAAGUCCCCGAUUGCGAAACGCGCUCUCUGUUUAUACUGUUUAUCAACAUUUUUGGCAUAUCUUAGAACAUUUUUAAACUAAUCUUUGGUGACAGGAAUAUAAACGUUUGAUCCUCGUCGUAUCCUAAUUCCAAAAUCGGGACUAUUUAUCUUCGUUGAAAAUGAUUAUAUUUUAAUCCUUUCGUUUAACAAAGGAUAAUUCAUAUUAAACAUUCCAAUGAGAAUAUGCGAACGUCAAAACGAUUAUCAAUAUAUAUAGGACCGAUUUUCCCAACAUCCAUGAUGCUCGUAGGAAAGUUUGUAAUUUUGCUUCCGACGAUCAUUUACGGUGAUCCUAUAAACGUCGUCGUGCUUUGCGUGUUCCCGACACGAAUUUCCAUCAACGAGUAGAAGGUAUACUCUGUCAAAUUAAGCUCGGUAUUACGCCAGCAGUUAGAAAUUUCUGCUUUGAAUCGAAUAGGCUUGUUAUAUCGAUUUAACCCUUUAACCACGUCCAUCGUAUGACGUCCCACGCAGACUUGUUAUCCAUAAUAUUAUCCGUUAUAACAUUAGUUUCGAUUUACGAAGGGCGCCGUUGUAGAAACCUAAAGUUGAUUAGGAAUGUUUGAAAUACGUAAUUGUUUCCAAGUAGAUCCAAGCGCAUUUAUUCAAAUUUAUUUAAAAGAAAAGCUCGCAAACUAACUAAUGUAAAAGACUAAAAAUUUAUUAUUUUUACGUUUCUCUAUAACUUACCUAGCAGACAAGUUUAUAACUAACUUCUGUCUUUACUUUAUUCUACUAAACACUGCCUGUUCACAUUUCAAUUACACUCAAACUUGAGUUUAUUAAUUAAAUGUUCCUACUUUGUGAAAUUCGUUAGAACCUUCAACAGCACUUAUGUGAUUACAACGAUCACGAACUGCGACUGGUGGUAAAUUUUCAAGUUGGUUCGUUUUAAAAAUGAAAAAUAUUUAACGAUCGGGAGAACAAAAAAAUUUCAAGUGAAAAUAUUAUAAUCGCGUAUAUGUAAAUCGAAAACGAAAUAAGAAUUCGUGGAUUUUCAAAGGAACAAAAUAAUAUCAAAUUAAUAUAAUCCUGGACGUGUUCGUUGUUUGGAAAAUGUAUUCGUGAUCAAUACGAUACUUGAAUCUUUAAAAGAUUAUUAAUAAUUAAAACAUUCCUUUUUUCUGUGUGUGCGAUUUCAAUUGUUGUUUUGACGCGUUGUCUAUAUUUUUCCUAAGUUGAGGAAAAUAUAUUAUUCGUCUAAUACACAUCUGAUCAUUUAUGUCGAUCAUGAUUUAAAACAAAUAUUUUGUUUGAAUCACGGAAGAAUGUGGAAAUUAGCGAUGUAACAAUCAUGUACAAUCAACUUUACACAUCGUCAUUGUACUCAUAAACGAAUGAAACAGCUCGAUUUUACAAUAUAUUUGUAAAUAUUCGACAGGUGUUUAAGAAUGUGAAAUAAUCGAUAAAAUAUCUUUUAUACGUGAAGAUAAAUGAAAGACAAGAAAGAUCAAAGAAAUUUACUUAUGCACAUAUAUACAUAUAUAUAUAUACAUAUAUAUAUACAAUUACUAUGGUUCAAUUGAUUUGUAUUUUAUAAAUGUUAGUUCCCUUUUUUUAUGUCAAUAUACAUUCCACGAUCUAGUUUAACGUUCCAUUAAACUUAACUCGUUCCAUCGAAUUUUAAUAUUAUUUCUAUAAAAUACGAACGACAAAUCUAUCUCUAAAAAAAAUGCAUUUGAGAUUUAAGAAGAGAAUUGAAAAAGCUUCUCGCAAUUUGUUUCUUCUUAUUAUUAUUAUUGUUAUUGUUCUUGUAGGAGUACAGAUCCAUUGUUUAUUUUUUUUUCUUCCUCGAAUAAUUAUUUACAGUUUAGUUAGCACAAUAAGUAUUUCAAGUUUAAUCGAAAAUGAGAAAAAUCGUUUUUUGGAUCAAAACGAUCUGAUUUCUAGAUCGCUUAUCGCCUACGAUUGAUAGGAAAUCGUACUUUCGUCCAAUUAAUGCCUUCGAAGAGGCUUUAUAUCUUUUUCAAUGUGAAUUAAGAUGUUUAAGGCGUCAAAUGGAAAACUAAUAGAAAUGUGAAACUUAAUAAAAAUUGAAAAAAAAAAAAAAAAAAAAAAAAAAAAAAAAAAAAAAAAAA
Polistes canadensis is the source of this 3750-nucleotide messenger RNA. RefSeq lists its product as uncharacterized. Bases 658 to 1530 code for a protein of 290 amino acids. NCBI's taxonomy places the organism in Eukaryota, Metazoa, Arthropoda, Insecta, Hymenoptera, Vespidae. The transcript is spliced from 2 exons. The record is from RefSeq and is a predicted model, not a curated record.